Messenger RNA from Aricia agestis (brown argus), 500 nucleotides. It is a transcript of the gene RpS25, whose product is annotated as 40S ribosomal protein S25. Bases 68 to 427 code for a protein of 119 amino acids. The transcript is spliced from 4 exons. Gene Ontology annotation, molecular function: structural constituent of ribosome. The record is from RefSeq and is a predicted model, not a curated record. Lineage: Eukaryota; Metazoa; Arthropoda; Insecta; Lepidoptera; Lycaenidae. Gene Ontology annotation, cellular component: cytosolic small ribosomal subunit.
UGACUGACAACACGUUGUGGUGACAGUCGUGACUCGUGAAACAUCCCUAGUUCUUUUUGCUUUCAAGAUGCCGCCCAAGAAGGACGCGAAAUCUUCGGCUAAACAGCCCCAGAAAACCCAGAAGAAAAAGGAGGGAUCCGGCGGCGGUAAAGCCAAGAAGAAGAAGUGGUCCAAGGGAAAAGUCCGUGACAAGCUCAACAAUCAGGUGUUGUUCGACAAGCCCACAUACGACAAACUGUACAAGGAAGUGCCCCAGUACAAGUUGAUCACCCCCGCUGUUGUCUCUGAAAGGCUAAAGGUCCGCGGCUCCCUGGCCAGGCGGGCUCUGAUCGAGCUUAGAGAAAAAGGUUUAAUAAAGCAGGUAGUUCAGCACCAUGGACAGGUGAUCUACACGAGGGCGACCAAGGGUGAUGAUCCUGUGGCUUAAUUCAUAAGUUUAAAAUAAAAAAAAUCCAAAAAAUCAUUCUUUUUUAUUUCAAACGUUUAAAUUUGGAAAUUGU